Molecule: messenger RNA, 1053 nt
Organism: Amblyraja radiata (thorny skate)
Lineage: Eukaryota; Metazoa; Chordata; Chondrichthyes; Rajiformes; Rajidae
Product: intestinal mucin-like protein
Exons: 10
Coding region: 1-1053 (350 amino acids)
Source: RefSeq, a predicted model, not a curated record
AUGGAUGACUAUUUGGUGCCUUGGUUAACGAUUAAUGGAAUUGAGCAAAAGGUUCCCUACAUUACAAAUGGAAUAUGGAUAACUGAACUGCCCAAUGGAGCUGUAAAUAUUUACUUCACUGAUAUUAAAACAACAAUUGUUGCCUCCCGGUUUAAUUUCAAAUUAAGUGUGGCCGAACGUUUCUUCUUGAAUAAUACCCAAGGACAGUGUGGAACUUGUACAACAUUUCAGGAUGAUGACUGCAUUAGACCAAAUGGAACAAUAGAGGACCCUGAUUGCUGCCCCACAACAGCACAAGAUUGGCUAUAUAAUGACCCUAACAAGCCAUAUUGUGUAGCAACUCCGCCAUCAUCUUGUUCGACGCCCACUCCAACUCCUACUCCCCCUCCCAUUCCCCCAAAUUGCAAGACAGUGUGCAAGAAAAUAUUAGAAACACCAUUUGAAAACUGCACAAAUAAUUUGCCUGCUACUUAUUAUGAAAAUUGUUUAUUUGACUGUGCUGAGGCAAAUUCUACAGAAUUUGCCUGUUCCAUCAUUCAAUCUGCUGCUGACAAUUGUGGCAAUGACACAUGUGUUGACUGGAGAUCCCCUGCUGGUGAAUGCAAAAUGAAUUGUACAGAAAACUUUGUUUAUAAGGCAUGUGCUACUCAACUUGACCAUUACUGUGAGGACAAUUCAGUGAUGAAGGGGGCAAAUCUACUUAAUUAUCAUGAAGGCUGUUUCUGCCCAGCUGGAAUGAUGAAAUCUGAAGACAAGACAAAAUGUGUUUCUACAUGUUGCCUGGAUAAUAAUGGAAAACAAAGAGAGAUAAACGAUAACUGGCAGGAUCAGAACAAUACUUGUGUUUCCCAUAAAUGCACAAGAAGGGGAGUCGUAACACAUACAAAGACUUGUGCUCCUCAAACCUCUUGCAAAGAGUCUGACAGAGGAUGGGAUGAUGAACACUGCUGCUACACCUGUAUCUCUCAAGGUCUAAUUAUGAAUCAACUCACAUCGCAGAAUUUUUUCCUCAGUGGCAGUAGAUUGUUCAGUCAGGCUUUGGGUCUUUCUUAA